CGCCCCAUUCUAUAUUUGUACUGAAAGUCGAUGAAGCCAACAUCGGAUAGAAAACUUUUCUGUAGAGUUUGUUUACAUUGUUUUUCAUAGCAGUUUAUGUCCAUUUUCAUGAAUAAUAAUCUACUUUUAUCUGGAAUAGACAAAAAUUAAUCUGCUACAGGAAACAUUGUAAACAAACUAAAGAAAAGUUUUCUAUCCGAUGAUGACGUCGCGAUGUGGCAGUAGAUGUUGUCUAAAGAGUUUAGACUUCCCAGCGUGUCUAUUCUAUAACUGGUCUAAGGUUCUCUCUCACUCACUUCUUAGUUCUUACUUCUCAUGUUUUUAGGUUAUAUCUGUCUACUAUUAUGAGAUUUUAUAGAGCUUCUAUUCAAAGUUAUAUUUUCCUCUGAAAUAACUUAUCUGAUUUGGAAAUACUAUCAGAAUGUCUCUUAUUGCUGGUUUUUCAGCAGGCGCUGAAUUACUGCCUUCUAUUAGGAAUGUUAUACAAUCAGCAACACUUCUUCACAGAGGCAUUCACACAACUUCGGUGGUACAUAGGAUUCAAGCUGGUAGAUAUAAACGGACUCCGAGAAGAGAAAAACCAUUGACUUACGAAAUGGCUUGGCCUCCACAAGCAAUUGGUCAUUUCAAAUCAUGGAACUCAUGGAAUACAACCAACCUGAUGGGCGGCCUGCGAGCGUCAGAAACAGCCAUUGAGGACGAAUUCAUGAGACGAUUCAUGACUGGCACCUGGCACAAUCUGUUUGUUUCGGAAAUCAUCAUCAAAAGACAGCAUAACAUGAUCAGGAUUGCGGGAAUACUGCGAAGAGCGAUAUCGGCUCAGAAAAUGUACUUCUUGAUUGGUUACACAGAAGAACUUCUAUCCUAUUGGCUGCAGUGUCCAAUUAAACUGGAAUUACAAACUGUGGAGGACAAAAAAUCCGUCAUCUUCAAAUAUGUUUAGUGACCGUACCUGUAAGUAGUCUGUUAAUCUAUUAAAAAUAUUGCUUAGUUUUAAUGAA
Molecule: messenger RNA, 1001 nt
Organism: Nilaparvata lugens (brown planthopper)
Lineage: Eukaryota; Metazoa; Arthropoda; Insecta; Hemiptera; Delphacidae
Product: 28S ribosomal protein S24, mitochondrial
Exons: 3
Coding region: 422-943 (173 amino acids)
Biological process (GO): translation
Cellular component (GO): mitochondrion
Source: RefSeq, a predicted model, not a curated record